CGCCGCAUCAAGCUAUCCUUGCCCUUAUACCAACCGCGGGUUCAUGAUACACGCUGCGUUCACAUUUCUGGAAGACCAGAAUAAGUAACACGCCAACGUAACGUCAACAUGGACCGUAUACUCGCAAAGCCAGCCGACGUCUGCUGUCUCAAAGGCUCUUUCUACUCAGGGGAGCCCAAAGGCAAGACAGAACAGAUUGACGGAGUGGAUACUUAUGUCGCAACGCCUGAGCCAGAGACUGCCAAUGGCAAUGUGUUGUUGUACUUCCCAGAUGCGUUCGGCUUGCAUACAAAUGCGUUUUUGUUAAUGGACGCCUUUGCCUCAUGUGGUUUUCUCACAAUGGGAGUCGACUAUUUCCUUGGAGACGCUGUGUCGAAAUACACAAUGACACCUCUCAAUGAUCCAGAUUUCGACCUCAAAGCUUGGAGUGAGAAACAUCUUCGUUCAUCCGAAGAUGUUGCGUCAAAAUGGGUCGCAAAUGUCAUGUCGAAGUACGGCAAGUCAGAGGGCGUCAAAUUCGCAUGUGUUGGUUAUUGUUGGGGCGCGCGUUUCGUGUGUCAGCAGCUUUCUGACGCUGGCAUCUGUAAGGUCGGAGCUAUGGCACAUCCGUCGUUCAUGAACGAAAGUCACAUCUCUGGUGUCGAGUUACCUCUUUAUAUCGCAGCGCCUAGCAUCGAUAGCUUGUUCCAACCUGAGCAACGUAGCAGGACCGUCGAUAUCUUGACUCAAAACAAGAAGUGCUUCAACAUGCAAAUUUAUGCAGAAGUCGGGCAUGGGUUUGCGACACGAGCGAAUCUGUCUGACCCAUACGAGAGAUGGGCAAAAGAGCAAUGCUUCAGGAACUUUGUCGACUGGAUCGACUAUUGGCUCUCGAAGAACUGAUUGAUUCGCAAACCCAUAGUGACCAAGUCGAGGCAGGAU
Aureobasidium subglaciale EXF-2481 is the source of this 921-nucleotide messenger RNA. RefSeq lists its product as uncharacterized. The coding region runs from base 109 to 882 and encodes 257 amino acids. The record is from RefSeq and is a predicted model, not a curated record. Gene Ontology annotation, molecular function: hydrolase activity. Lineage: Eukaryota; Fungi; Ascomycota; Dothideomycetes; Dothideales; Saccotheciaceae. The transcript has 5 exons.